AUUUUCCGACGAGCCGACAAGAAUGAUGAUGGGAAGCUGUCAUUUGAGGAGUUCAAGAACUAUUUCGCUGAUGGGAUCCUGAGCUCAGAGGAGCUGUGGGAGUUGUUCAGUGGCAUUGACAGGCAUCAUUCAGAUAAUGUGGACACGGAGAAAUUGUGCAAUUAUUUCUCGGCCUAUCUUGGAGAAUACAGAAAUGUGCUUUCCGCCCUGGAGGCGCUCAACUCUGCGGUCCUGGCAGCCAUGGACAAAACCAAGCUG
Molecule: messenger RNA, 258 nt
Organism: Eurypyga helias (sunbittern)
Lineage: Eukaryota; Metazoa; Chordata; Aves; Eurypygiformes; Eurypygidae
Product: N-terminal EF-hand calcium-binding protein 3-like
Exons: 4
Biological process (GO): regulation of amyloid precursor protein biosynthetic process
Cellular component (GO): Golgi cis cisterna; cytoplasm; endoplasmic reticulum
Molecular function (GO): calcium ion binding
Source: RefSeq, a predicted model, not a curated record